This is a messenger RNA of Scomber scombrus (Atlantic mackerel), 3382 nucleotides long. RefSeq names its product PABIR family member 2 (gene pabir2). Gene Ontology annotation, molecular function: protein serine/threonine phosphatase inhibitor activity. Lineage: Eukaryota; Metazoa; Chordata; Actinopteri; Scombriformes; Scombridae. The transcript is spliced from 10 exons. Bases 726 to 1574 code for a protein of 282 amino acids. The record is from RefSeq and is a predicted model, not a curated record.
ACGGGCCAGUGUAGCGUUUAAUAAUUACAGCAUAUACGUCUUAGUUAUCUCCUGUGAGCCGUAGCAACAAUAAGACUGAUGGACAGGAACAUUUACCCGGGGAAAUGGUGACCCGGCCUCUCUCUGGACAUGGCAUUGUGGCUAUGAAUGCUAACAUAGCUAGUUAGCCUGUGCGGCUAGGUAGCGGGGUUUGCUGGUUGUAGCUGCUAGUCAGAAGGUACACUCGCGUUAUGAGACUCACUUAACGGCGGCGUCGGUAGUUUAACGUCACCUGUUUCACCGCGCUAACAUGCGGGAGUAGUCCAGCAGUGUCUCGGUCGCUCCAGCAGACUCUCCGGUCGGUAGCUAACAGUUACCGGGCAUUGUGCGGUAUGUAGCCGUGGCAUGCUAACCAUCCAUCAGCAAAAGUUGGUCACUGGUCGUAACGUUAGCACAGGCCAGGUGUAGCUGACUGUAGAGUUUCGAUAUGAGGAGACGUUUUGUUUAUUAGCCAGUGAGAAGUUGCUUAAACGGCGGAGUUACUGAGAGCAAAGGGCCUAACUUAGCAGACUGUUGACUGCAUUGCGUUAGCGGGUUUAUCUCACGUCAGCUCAGUUGCCUUGAUUGAUGGUGAUGAUGAUGAUGAUUAUUCAUGUAAUCAUGUAAAGUUGGCAAAGUUUGGAGAGCAGCAAUGUAACAGCGUUUUUAAUUGAACGAGCUGGUGACAGGCAGCGUUAGCAAGCAAAAUGAACAACUCAGGAGUCAUGCCACAAGAAAAGAUGGAGCUGGAUCUGGACAUCCCAUCUUCAUUAGUUCAGACCGAUGGACACUUGAGGAGAUCCAACAGUGCACCAAUGAUAAAUGGCUUAAGCGAUAACUCCCAAGUGUUCCAGAGAGAGGUGCUGCGUAGCCGGAGAAAUAGCACUACAGUUGUCAACAGGCCCAAUAUGGUCCCAUCAUCACCCAUCCGAGUUCCCAGCACCAGGCUUCAUCAGAUUAAACAAGAGGAGGGUGUAGAUGUGAUGAACAGAGAAACUGCUCAUGAGCGGGAAGUUCAAGCCGCUAUGCAGAUAAGCCAAUCCUGGGAAGAAAGCCUGAGUCUGAGUGACAAUGACUUGGAGAAGUCUGCAUCGUCGUCUCCGAAGCGCAUUGACUUUGUCCCCGUGUCUCCUGCACCAUCCCCAACCAGAGGGAUAGGAAAAAAGCAGCAGUGUUUCUCUCCUUCACUACAAAUUCUUGUGAGCAGCAACGGCCUAACACCGAGCCCAAUACCCAGCCCAACACGACGAUUCAGCCGGCGGAGUCAAAGCCCAAUCAACUGCAUCAGAGCCAGCAUACUCGGGCCAAUGAAACGUAAAGGUGAGAUGGAGACGGAGAGUCAACCUAAGAGGCUCUUCCAGGGCACCACCACCAUGCUGUCCUCUGAUGUGUCCAACCUGUCAGAACUGAGCUCCUGUCACUCUCCAGAUUUGCUGGACGGCAGCCUCAGCAGCGUCAGCUCCUCCACAGAUUCCCCGGGCAAAAUGGAGGGAGUGUCGCCCUCCUCGUCCAGCAACUCGCCCUUCACCUCCCUCCAGGACUUGUCUCCAAAGUGAGCACGGGACGCACAAAGAGGAUGGCUGUAAAAGAACAGACCUCUCUAUCUAGAUCUCUGUGUCUCUCUCUCUCUCCAGGGAACGAGUUUUUCCUCAGACCCUCCACCUCACCAUCGCUUAGAUUUAGUCAAAGUGAAAAUAUUCCAUGUUUUGCUUCUAAACAGCAGUUUUCAUGGCUUCUAGCGGGAGGGUCCAGAUGUGUUUUUUUGAAUUAAGGAAACUAAAGCCAUGGACAAGUUGAUGCGUGUAGAGGUAAAAAAAAAAAAAAAAAAAAAAAAAACCUAGUCAAACUGGGAUGGACUGAAGACGCCGAGCACCAGCUGCUAGUAGAGGAUCUCGGGAUGGUGCUUGGCUUCAUAGUGAUACCGUGUUUUCAUAUAAGUGGCUAUCCUGCAAAUCUGUCCCACCAGUUCCCCUCACUGGAGAGACAUCGAGCACUGGACAAAACGAGGGAAAAAAAAAAAAGACUAUUUGGAUGUGUAUAUUAAACUUUUUAGUGCUGGAGAACUUCAGUCCGCAGGCCUCUGUAUGUACACAGUGUGCAGUUUUUUUUUUUUUGUAAGAAAAAAUUUAACUUAUUGUUUUCCUGCUUUGUUUGUAAUUAUGUACAUAUUAACCUUGUCAUAUGUCAUACAUAGUUUAAAGUUCGUGGCUGAGAGAUGAAUGUGGGCACAGGUCUCCAACAGCUGACAUUUUCUUUGUAAAGGAACAAAACUACUUCCAGGGUAGAACUAUGGAGAUUUCCUUACUGUUAUACUGUAAGAGAAGUUUUGUUUUUCAAGGAGAUAUUCUGAUUAUUUUUAUGGUAUAGGCUGUGAACUGUGGUGAUUUUUUUUUUUUUUUUUUUUAACAUUUCAGCUUUGACCUCCCCUUUCCCCCAAUGACAUGCUGCAGCUAUAAUUGCCCUUAAUGAGCAGUUAAUUGUGGACAGAAUUAGAUGAUUACCACUGUUGGGUUUUCAACACUACAGGCUGCUCUAUCCUGUGUUUUUGUCAGGAUGUUUUUGUAGAUGAACAGUAUAGUAAUGAUUCCCUUUUUCCCCCCCUUCCUUUUGGCAACAUGUUUUUAUUUAUGGUUUAAAAAAAACCAUUAAAGUCAGAGGUUGUUAGGUUUCUACCCCCCCUCCCCCAUGAAAUGAACCAUUUAUGUUGCCACUACCUGCUGCAGCAAAAACAAAAUGGCAGCGUCACAUUGUUAGUAAAGAAGCUGCUGUCUCUGCUGUGGUUACAUUUAUUAAAAGUGCUUCUUUUUUUUUUUUUGCCCAGGACCCUCAUUUUUAUGUCUCUUAUGUUUCACCCUGUGUGCAAGUCUAAAGCAGGGAAGACUACCUUCUCGUAUUAAAUAAAACAAAUCAAAGCAGUACAAUAUGAGGUGAAGUCUGUACUGUGAAGAAUUUUUUGCACCUCUAUUAGCUCCAAUGUCCAAACAUUCUGUGUAACUGAGUCUAUGUGAACCCCUCCAUGGUUCCCGUAGCCUUUUGAUGUUUAUGUGCGAACGAGGAAGUGAUUGUAAAUCAUUUUAUGGAAGUGUGCUCUUUUUUAACAAAGAAAAGUGUGGUUGCAGUUCUUUCACUGAUAGUCUUUUUCCUUUUUUAUCCAAGUUAGAAAAUGGAAAAAGCUGUCAGCUCACCCUGCUGUCAACAAGCUAAAUGUUUCCAAGAUGAUUAUUACCCCCCCCCCAGUCGUCAUAGGAAGUGUUUAGGUAAUGGAAAGACUGUAACCUGCCAUGAUGGCUAACACCAUGCCUAUGCUUGUCUUUUUGUGAUUGCCAUCAGACAUCAGGACUAAAUAAAUUAUUUCUUUAUUAUA